UGCUGCUGUCCCCGUGUCCGUGUGUUUGAGGGAUGCUCCCUCCCCGCCCCGUCUCUCCCACAUCCCUGCUCCCCACUGACGUGUUUGUCUCGUUCCCAGGUCGCAGGGAGGGGGAAGGUGGAGGACGUGUCGGCAGACGAGAUGCAGCCCACGGGGGCGCGGCGGGAGCCUGGUGAUGCCUGGCUGGAGCAGCCGCAGGCCCGUGGUGCCGACAGGCCGCUGGAGGAGGCAGGGCAGAGGGGAACCCUCGGGCCUCGGGACCAGCCACCCCAUGUCCCCAAAGAGGAGCCCCCGCCCCGCCAGGCGUCAGAUUCCCCCAAAACAGAGGAGACCUGGGAGAUGUCAGCAGACGAAAGCUCCUCAGGCUGGUGCCCCAGACGAGGCCCUUCCCCAGGUGCAGGUGCUGGGACCCUGAGCAGAGCUGAGCAGAAGCCUCCUGGAGAAGAGCCUGUAAACCUGGAGCUGCACAGGACUUCCCCAGGGAGACUGGAGGACAGGGGCUCCCCGACACGUGAGCUGGGCCAACUGCAGAAGGGGCAGGGCAGGCCUCCAAGGCAAGAGCUCCGGGAGGUGUUUGAGGACGUGGCCGUGUACUUCACACACAAGGAGUGGGAGCUGCUGGAAGAGGAGGAGAAGGUGCUUUACCGGGACCAGAUGCUGAAGAAUUACGACGCCCUCAUUUCCCUGGGUAAAGUGCUGGUUCUUGCUUCUCUCUGGAGUACUUUAAAGAAGGCUUACUGAGGUGCAGGAACAAACCAUCCUGAUGUGCAGGAAGACUAGCGAAUCUGGCAGAAGAGCAGCUUGUCUUAGU
Messenger RNA from Gavialis gangeticus (Gharial), 811 nucleotides. Its product is annotated as protein ZNF783-like. The record is from RefSeq and is a predicted model, not a curated record. The transcript is spliced from 4 exons. The coding region runs from base 142 to 741 and encodes 199 amino acids. Gene Ontology annotation, biological process: regulation of DNA-templated transcription. Lineage: Eukaryota; Metazoa; Chordata; Crocodylia; Gavialidae.